Paramacrobiotus metropolitanus is the source of this 821-nucleotide messenger RNA. RefSeq lists its product as uncharacterized. The record is from RefSeq and is a predicted model, not a curated record. Bases 30 to 821 code for a protein of 263 amino acids. Lineage: Eukaryota; Metazoa; Tardigrada; Eutardigrada; Parachela; Macrobiotidae. The transcript has 2 exons.
AAAUUACGACCGGAAAAGGGUCAGCUAUAAUGUGGUCCCAUCUUUUCUCUUCUCUGCAGCGGAUAUUGACGCUUCACAGCUGGCUGCUGUGCGCCCUGUGCUUAUGGCAGCGGGACAUUCGCUGCAGCGCCUGCAGUACGCGGAAGACCGCAGUCACUGAUUCUGACCAAUCGGCAGUUACCAUAGAUUUAACGAAAUGGGAGCCUCUGGAGGAGGUCAUUGAAGGCUCUGCAAAGGAAGACGACCUGGUCACGUUUGAAUUUCGGUCGGCGGCGACAACGACGGCGCCACCAUCGGCGGCCGCGGGCGGUAUGGUGCGGCCGCGUCUGGGACAAAAUGCCUCCUUCGACUGCCCGGUGCCCGUGGGCGGCCGUCUCUCCGACAUCCACUGGACCGUCCAGGGGCGGACCGUCUUCCAGCGGGGUCAACCGGUGGCCCAUCAUCCGGACUACGAAUUUGCGCAGCGGAACGGCAGUGUGGCUGUGCUACGCAUCCUUAAUGUCUCCAUGGCAUCCAGCGGCGAGGUGGUCUGCCACCUGCAGGAGGUGGUGCUGCGCCGCUACACCCUGAUCCCCCGCGUCACACGGGCCAGCGAGGUCUUCGAGACGGACUUGGCGCAGCAGCACCGGGCGGUGGUCGGCGGCAGCUUUAAACUCAGCUGCCGGGUGCGGGUGCCCCUGGCGCCGGAGGUCGCGGCGGAUGUCCGCGAGCACUACAUGAUGCGGUCCCGCGGUGUGCUGUAUUUGAUUCCCAGGGUGUACAAUCGGCGCCGGCGGAAGACCCGUGUGUCAGGUGGCGUCAUUGAGCAGGAAUCCUUAUAA